Molecule: messenger RNA, 927 nt
Organism: Lycium ferocissimum
Lineage: Eukaryota; Viridiplantae; Streptophyta; Magnoliopsida; Solanales; Solanaceae
Exons: 1
Coding region: 1-927 (308 amino acids)
Source: RefSeq, a predicted model, not a curated record
AUGAAAGACCUUGUGACCAAGAGGAAACAUGCUAGUUUUGAAAUGGUGGGAGUUACACAUCAUUGUAGCUCUAUUGUGACAAAAGCCUUGGUUCUAAAGAAGGAAUAUCCAGGAGCUUUCAUUAGUCCUUGCAGUAUUGGGAUGUAUAACUUUGUAAAAGCCUUAUGUGAUCUUGGAACAAGUAUCAACUUGAUACCGCUUGCUAUCUUUAACAAGUUGGGUUUGGGCACUCCCCAGCCCACAACAAUGAGGUUGCUAAUGGUGGAUAGAACUGUGAAGAAACUGUUGGGUAUCCUUUAUGAUGUGAUUGUGAGAGUUGAUCGGUUCAUUUUUCCGUCCGACUUUGUGAUUUUGGAUUGUGAAGUUGAUUUCGAGGUGUCCAUAAUCUUGGGAAGACCUUUCUUGGCUAUGGGACGUGCUCCUGUAGAUGUGGAGAGGGAUGACCUAAAAUUUAGAAUGAAUGACGAAGAAAUCACUUUCUAUAUUUGCAAGUCAAUGGAACAACCGGUGGAUAUGAGUGUUGUGUCGGUUAUUAACACAAUUGAUGAAGCCACGGAGACAACCGUUGAUCAUGAACAUUUGGGUGAGAUGUUAGCGGCUGUGAUAAUGAACUAUGAGGGGGAACGUGAAGAAGAAUUCGAGGAGACAGUUAAUGCAUUGAUUGGGUUGGGUUCAUACCAUUACAAUCCAAAGAAGUUUGAUCUUGAUUUAAAAAAACGAGAAACUCCUCCCACAAAGCCUUCCAUUAUUGAGCCUCCGUUGGAACUCAAACCUCUUCCUUCACAUUUGAGGUAUGAAUUUCUUGGUCCUAGCAACACAUUGCCCGUAAUUAUUUUCGCCCGGUUGAUGGAUAAGCAAAGAGAGAGGCUAUUGGUGACCUUGAGAAGAUACAAAAAAGCUAUUGGUUGGUGUAUUACGGAUAUCUAA